Molecule: messenger RNA, 1387 nt
Organism: Solea solea (common sole)
Lineage: Eukaryota; Metazoa; Chordata; Actinopteri; Pleuronectiformes; Soleidae
Product: amine sulfotransferase-like
Exons: 6
Coding region: 280-993 (237 amino acids)
Biological process (GO): sulfation
Cellular component (GO): cytoplasm
Molecular function (GO): sulfotransferase activity
Source: RefSeq, a predicted model, not a curated record
UCCAGCUUUGUGUAAGGCUUUUUUGUAAGCUACAAAACCAUCUUUCCAGGCUAUAUAAAAUUCCUCUAGGUUAUUGGAACGCCAUUUUCUUUCUAAUCUACGUAACGUCUGUUUAAGAGCACGAGUAUUGGAGUUAAACCAUGGUGCUCGUCUCAUCUGAUUCACCACUUUCUUUUUCAGAGGGGCAACGCAAUCUAAUGUAGUACGCAGUGAGGCUGCUGUACUAUCAACAAGGUUAUCUAUGAGGGCGGGAGUAAAAUCACAAAAGGCACAACGUGGAUGCAACAGAUCCUGGUUCAGAUUAUGGACACUGCUCACCCUGAACAGGCAGAGGGGUUAAGCAAUAGAGAUCGAGUCCCUUGUCUGGAGGGGAGAUCUGCAGACAACCCUUUCAGAGACAGACCAGAUCCUCGGAUGUUUCGCUCACAUCUUCCCUUUGAAAUGUUGCCCCUGGACAUAAAAGCCAAGCAAGUCAAGGUUGUCUAUGUUUGGCGAAACCCAAAGGAUAUUGCAGUGUCCUUACAUCACUUUGCUCAUAGUUGGGUCUUGCUAGAGACACCCAAGAGCUUUGAGGAUUUCUUUGAGCAAUUCCUGGAUGGUGAUGCUUACAUGGGAUCAUGGUUUGAUCAUGUGAAGGAGUACUACGCACAACAGGACCAAGCGAAUAUCCAUUUUGUACAGUAUGAGAACUUGUUGAAGGACCUCAGAGGCGAAGUUGUGAAGCUUUGUGCUUUCCUUGGAAAAGACCUGACAGAUGAGGCGAUCGAUCGUAUCGUUGACAUGUCCACCUUCAAAAGCAUGAAGACCAACCCCACAGCAAACUACAAGGAUUUGAUUGAAAAAGGCCGCUACAAGAAAGAAACCAUGCGCAAAGGUGUGGCAGGAGAUUGGAAGAAUCACUUCACAGUGGCCCAGAAUGAGCGUUUUGACCGUGUCUUCAAAGAGAAGAUGAGCAACGUUCCUAUAACCUGCACCUGGGAGAUCAGUCAGUAGAUUCUCUACAAAUUCAGAGGCUGAUGUUCAUCUCAAUAGCUUUGACUGCCAGUUCAGCAAAUAUUGUAUGAAUAUAAUUAAAUGUAUGGUUUUGGGUCAGUAUUAAGCAAUCACAAAUAAUGUUCCAAGCAAAAACAAAACAAAUAAGUCACUACUAGACUGAUUUAUUUACUUUUAUGUAUUACAAGAAUGUUUUAAAAGCUAUUUUUAGGGUUACACAAUGGUUUCUUUUUGUUUGUGUAUUUCUUGAGACUUUGCAAUUUGCCUCUACCUUUGCUUUGUCAUUCACAUAUCAUUGAUGGGAGUAGAGAAUCUCAAAAAUGGCCAUGGCAAUAAAAUCAAACUGCAAAACAACACAUGAUAUGUUUGCCAGUAAAGUUGGUGGUGUAAAUGA